GUUCCAGAUUCGGCCUCUACCUAGUCCACCCUGGGGUCCGCGGCGUCAAUAACAUCGCGGGCUACGCGAAUAAAAAUGCGGCUAUUUAAAAUCCUCGCCUCGCGACAAUGUGAGAGCCGCGACCGUUAACUGGGCCAGCAACGGCCGCUUUCCUCUAAUCAUGAGAGCCAGUCUGCUGCUCGCUAUUCUGCUCCCGACGUGGGCCGGCGCGGUCGUGUGCCCGCAGCACUGCAUAUGCAAGCAGGUCGGCGCCCAGGCCGAAUGGCUGCGCCUCAAGUGCGGCGACCGCCUGGAGGAGAUCAAGGACGUGGACGUCAACAAAGUCAGCGUGGAGCUCAUACAACUGGAUUUGAGCAAGAACGUCAUCUACGUCGUUCAGGCGGACGCGUUUGCGAAUCUGACAAAUCUCAGGCGGCUCGAUCUGUCGAGAAACAAGAUCAGUUCCGUGGGCGAGGGAUGUUUCAACGGCUUGGAGAACUUGGAGCGAUUGGAUCUGAGCCAGAAUCGGAUAUCGACGAUAGACAGCUAUGCGUUCAAGAAAUUACCGAAUCUCAAAAGGCUCGAUUUGUCGGGAAAUAAAAUUGCUACUCUGGCGCCGUCCUUAUUUCAUGAUUUGUUGGCCUUAGAUCAUUUGAAAUUAAACGGAAACAGUUUAACUACCUUGAAAGAGGGAACGUUUCACGGGCUCAAAAUGCUAAAACAGCUCGACUUGUCUACUAAUCCAUGGGAAUGUGACUGCAACCUAUAUUGGUUCAGUAAUUGGAUCUACAAUUCUUCAAUUAAAUUGAAUCCGACGCCCAAGUGCGUGUUGCCGGCAUUUGCCAAGGGGCAGUCCUUGAAGAAAAUGAGAUUCAUGGAGGAGCUUCAGUGUCAAUGGAUAUCGCCGACGAUUGAAAUUCGCCCGGUUCAAAACCAGGUGGUCUUCGCCGGAGAUUCGAUUACGUUGAAGUGCCGAGCGCCCAGCAUUACGGUAGACAAGACCGCCAAGUUGAGCUGGUUGUGGUAUCCUAACGCUUCCGCCGAGGUCGUGGAUUUAAACGCCUACAAGGAUCCGCGCGAGAACUUGCCCAACAUCAAGGUUGACAACAGGUAUCUUUCGGAUAGCGGCAUCGUGGACAGUGCUCUCAGCAUAGUCCCAAUCAAGGAGGAGCACAACGGUCAAUGGAAUUGUUUACUGGUUUCCGUAAACGGCAACAAAUCGAAGGCGCUCAGCGUUAUCGUAAUAUCCGAGCAUACGCGCUAUUGUCCUCUGACAGUUACGAGAGACAACAAGGGCAUUUACACGUGGCCGAAAACGAUAGUGGGCUGGAAAGCGGAGCUGCCGUGCGAGGGCAAUCGUCUGACGGGCAUGAUGCAGGCGCCCCUGAAAGCCUUUUAUCACUGCAACAUGAGCGGCCAGUGGGAAUAUCUAAAUACGGAAUCGUGCCCAUACAUAUCUCACACGACGAAGAUCUUGGAGCAAUUCUCGAAGGUUAAUCUAUCUCUGACGAAAAGCACUCUGCUGGAGACGGCUAAGAGAUUCAAAAAUUACACGGGAAACGGCUCGGUGAAGCUGACAGAUCCGGUCGAGGUGCACUUCAUCGUACGAACCAUAGAGAAUUACCUGAGCUUCUUGAUGGACGAGAAGGAGCUCGGAACCAUGCUGGUCGACAUCGUCAGUUCGAUGAUGAGACUGCCGAAGGAGAUGCUGAGGAGGGCGGAAAUACAUUUCAAGGCGUGCACGAGGCUGGUCAAAGCGGUCGAGCGUAUCGUGGAAUACGCACCGUCCAUACAGUCGCACAAAAAGUACAUGGCGCUCGAGGAGUUUCGAGUCAAGCGCGACAGCUUCGGCGGAUUAACGUGCACGUGGUACACAAGUGUCGCCACGAGUGCCGACUCGGACGCGAGGUUCCUGCACUGCACGACGAUCAACAGGACGACGCCGAUCAGCACGAAGGACAAGACGAUAGAGGCUUCCAUCCAGUUACCCGCCUCUUUGCUGCAGCACGCGCAAGACGGCGCGCUGGCUCAGCAGCUUAUGAUAUCUUUGUACAGCGACAGCAGAUUCUUCCCCAAGACGAUUGUCAACGACAGCAUGGACGUGUCGACGUGUAUCGUCGGCAGCAAAUUAAUUGGUACGUCAAUACGUAAUCUGUCCGAACCGGUUUACGUGAUGCUGAAGGCCCCGUUGUACUAUUACAACGGGAUGAGGCCGACACCCGUGGUGUGGGACGAAACGUUGAACAACGUGGGAGCAUGGACCAGCGAUGGAUGCCAAUUAAUCAAUCUACUGAAUAAUCUGAUAGUUUUUCAUUGCGACAGACUGGGAUAUUACGGACUUUUGCAGGAAGUUUCACAUCUGGACGGAAAUAGUUUGCACGGAGCGAAAUUUAGGUACUCGCAUCCCGCGAUAUACGUCGGAAGUUUCGUCAUGAUAACUUGCCUGAUGAUCAUGUCCGUGACGUACAUAAUCUCUUACACGUCUAUCACGAUGCCGAAGAAGGCGAAGCACUCAGUGAUCAACACCUGGUUUGCCAUGGCGCUGUUGUCGUUCCUGUACAGCAUCGGCAUCCAGCAAACGGAACACAUCGAGAUCUGUCAGGGGGUCGGCCUUGUUCUACAUUAUCUGUCGUUGUGUUGCCUCCUGUGGAUGGCGGUGUCCGCCAGUAACAUGCAUAAGAAACUAACGAAGCCAGGCCUCAAUGUAAUACCCGACGACGAGCUUCCGGAUCAGCCUAUACCCAAGCCCCUGUUAGGACUCUAUUUAGUCGGAUGGGGCGUGGCCUUGAUAAUCUGUGGGAUAUCCGGCGCGAUCAAUCUGCGCGAGUACGCCGGCUACUCCCAUUGCUUCCUCACGUCCGGGCCGGCGCUUGCCGCGCUCUUCAUACCGUCCGGGAUUCUUAUCGCGUACCUGCUAAUCUUCCUCCUGCUCAUCAGACGCGCGAUCCAGAACGUCGACACGAACGCGCAGUUGUCCGAGGGCACUCAGGCCACGGAGAAUAUGGACCUGGAGCUGUUGGAGCCGAAUGCGAAUCCCUCGGGGGACAGGAACAGCAUGCGUAGCACGCAAACGGUGUCCUCCGACAUCGAGGACCCGGAGCACUCGCAGUUUACGCAGUGGAAGGGCCAGGUCAUAAUGCUGGUGCUAUACCUCAUGUCCUGGGCCGGCGCGGUUGCGGUGACGAUCAAGCCGUUCGACUUUAUGCCGUUCGAGGAGACAGUGUUCGCCGUGAUCUACGCCAUCACCACGAGCUCGCUGGGUGUGUUCGUGCUGUUCUUCUACGGGAUCGCUCGUAACGACGUGCGCAGCCAGUGGCUGAAGAUGCGAUGCUGGCUGGAGAAGCGCAAGAACCGCUGCUGCCGCACCAGGAGCGUGUGCGACGCGAACGCCGCGAUCCCGACGCAGCCGCUGGUGCAAAAUUUCGUCCCACCGCUGUCCAACUCGCAGGCCACCCAGGCGAUUUCCGACACCAACUCCGUCGCUUCGUCGAGGAACACCAACCAGUCGCAGCAGAUCUACAACAGCUCCAAGCUCACGGACCUGACGGCCAAUCGAGAGAGCAUACCUGCCGUUCCCGUGAACACGAAAACGGCGAAUCUGAUAGUGAUGCAUCGCCAUCAGUAUCGCUCCAACAAUUCCGUCACCACGUAUACCGAGCCGUCGUCGGCCUGCGUCGAGAUGUUCUACAACCCCCAUCAGAGCGGUGUCGCCAGGAAGUUCUUCAAGAAGCAACGUAGACACGCGACCGCGAAGAAGAAUAAUCUCGGCCCGAGAAAGCAGGGCGACGGCGGGGCUACCAGCGAUGGCGGCAGCUGCGUCUCUAUACCUCGGCCCACUGCGAAGAUCAACAACAGCCUGGAACGCAGCAUCCUGAGCAGCAGCGCUAAAGUGAACAACACCAAUAUACACGUCGAGCUGAACCCUAUAAACGACGUCAAAAACGUGAAUAUAUUGUCGGACAGCGGCGGCAGCAUCUCCGAAGAGAGAAGCAUCCCGAUACGCUUCGUCAUCGGUCAGGAGAAUCUGAUGCACAGUAUCAAAAAGAUCAACAACAGCGCGCAGCAGGACGGUCCGUAUGUUAACGUCAUGUCCGGCGCGGCGAGAGAAACGCCGCAGCCGAGGAGAACGGCGCCCGACUCGGACGCGGACGUUUCGAAGACGGACGAGGAGUGGCACUUGCGGAACGUCUCCCAGCAGUGCAGUCUGGAGUACAGCUCCGAGAUGGACACCAUCACUCAGAUGACCAGCGAGCGGAGCGAUCACAAUCUGCCGGAGAUCUGCGAGACCGCGGAAACAACGUGGGAGGAGCGUUUCUCGAGGAAGAGGUGUCCCAGCGUGAACGAGGUCGAGGUCGUCGCCGAGGAGGGUGGCGCGUCGAGAGACGUGGGACGGUUGUAUCUCUCCAACAGCAUGUACUGCCUGCCGUUCGGGCGCGAGAAACUGCCGCUGGCGACCAGCUAUUGCAAUUCACUGAACGACAUCACGAGCGCUAAGUACCGCGAGUACUCGAAACCGUCGCUCGUAGAUGCGCCAAGCACAACCAGCUCGAAUCUAUGCGGGCGGGAGGUCCCCGAGUCGCGAGAAUCGUUCGACCGUUCACUCUUCGAGAUCAACAGCUUGACCAGUGACAAUCCGUGUAUGUUGACGCCGCACGCGGAGACCCCCUACACCUGUUCCCUGUCGAACAUCCAUUGUAUCUCCGACAAGAGUUUGGAGGAGAACAACUCUCGGGGGGAAGCACAACCGCCGAACGUGGAUCACAAUGUGUUUAACGCGCCCGAGUCGAAGGACCUUCCACUGGAGAAGAACUUGAGUUCUCUCGCUGAUAUUCCGUCAAUUAGUAGGUCUAGUUCGCGCGAUAUAAAUAAUCUCAAUUUGAUCGACGAAAUGAACGCGUGUGCGGAGCCUGCGAAGUCGAGUGAUAUACAGCAAUUCGAGGCUAACGAGAUCUAUAUAGAUGAGCCGAUAAGCCAUUUGCCAGUUAAGAAAGAAACGAGUGUUUAAUAUAUAAUGAUAUAUUAUAUGAUUUAUGUAUAAAUUAUAUAUAAUUUAUUAUAUA
This is a messenger RNA of Vollenhovia emeryi, 5039 nucleotides long. It is a transcript of the gene Remo, whose product is annotated as probable G-protein coupled receptor 125. The record is from RefSeq and is a predicted model, not a curated record. The transcript is spliced from 13 exons. Bases 161 to 4984 code for a protein of 1607 amino acids. Gene Ontology annotation, biological process: G protein-coupled receptor signaling pathway; cell surface receptor signaling pathway. Lineage: Eukaryota; Metazoa; Arthropoda; Insecta; Hymenoptera; Formicidae. Gene Ontology annotation, cellular component: plasma membrane. Gene Ontology annotation, molecular function: G protein-coupled receptor activity; protein binding.